GCUAUUUCUGUUUCUCUUGACAGUGGCUCUGGGUCAAAUAGGGAAUUUCUUGGCCUACACUGCAGUCCCAACUGUGCUAGUGACGCCCUUGGGAGCUCUUGGCGUUCCAUUUGGGUCCAUUCUAGCCUCUUACUUACUGAAAGAAAAACUGAACAUUCUUGGCAAGCUGGGAUGUUUGCUGAGCUGCGCUGGGUCUGUUGUUCUCAUCAUCCAUUCCCCAAAGUCCGAGAGUGUAACAACUCAGGCUGAGCUUGAAGAGAAGCUUACAAAUCCAGUUUUCGUGGGUUAUCUCUGCAUAGUGCUGCUAAUGCUUCUCCUGCUUAUCUUCUGGAUAGCUCCAGCUCAUGGACCUACUAAUAUCAUGGUUUACAUCAGUAUUUGCUCUCUGUUGGGCAGUUUCACUGUUCCCAGCACAAAAGGCAUUGGGCUGGCUGCUCAAGACAUCUUUCACAAUAACCCCUCGAGUCAAAGGGCUCUGUACCUCUGUCUGGUACUUCUGGCAGUAUUAGGAUGUAGCAUUAUCAUUCAGUUCAGGUACAUCAAUAAGGCACUGGAAUGUUUCGACUCCUCUGUGUUUGGUGCCAUCUACUAUGUUGUGUUUACCACCCUAGUCCUGCUGGCUUCAGCCAUCCUUUUCAGGGAAUGGAGUAAUGUAGGGGUGGUAGAUUUCUUGGGAAUGGCUUGUGGAUUCACCACAGUAUCUAUUGGAAUUGUUCUUAUACAAGUCUUCAAGGAAUUCAACUUCAAUAUUGGGGAUUUAAAUAAACCUAACAUGAAGACAGAUUAA
Messenger RNA from Pelecanus crispus (Dalmatian pelican), 787 nucleotides. The record is from RefSeq and is a predicted model, not a curated record. Lineage: Eukaryota; Metazoa; Chordata; Aves; Pelecaniformes; Pelecanidae.